Messenger RNA from Actinia tenebrosa (Australian red waratah sea anemone), 1784 nucleotides. RefSeq lists its product as uncharacterized. Lineage: Eukaryota; Metazoa; Cnidaria; Anthozoa; Actiniaria; Actiniidae. The record is from RefSeq and is a predicted model, not a curated record.
CCCAAGAGCGUGCCGCCGAAAUUUAUAAGAAAGGUGAGACAGAUUUAGGUUCGCGAGAGGCUCUGGUUGUUGGCGAGGUGAUGAUAAAAGUUCUAGAUAGUUUUAGACAUUACCAUGUGGUUCAACCUGCUUUACCUGUUUUUCCUCUCGACUAUUGCCAUGACAAUCGUUUCUUCCAACGAGUUUUGUCCUGCUGGUUUUGCGCCCUUUCACCGUGACCAUGGUUACGCAUUGGUUGGUCACGUGAUAAGAACUCUCUAUCUGUUCUUACCAGACUGCAUGACGGCGUGUGAGGAAACCUUGAUAUGUUUUUCAAUCAACGUUUAUAAAAAUCAAAAUAGCGGGAACGUGUGUGAGUUGAAUCAGUCGAACGAGAAGCAAAAACCCGAAUCUUUUGUGCGCAUGGAAGGAUAUCAGUACGCUGAAUCACAGAAAAAAAGGUUUUGUGUACAGAAAGAUUGUCCAGAAAAGGAUGCCUUGCCGGAUGAUUGGUUCUACUUCAAUUCGUCGUAUUUAAAGCUCUUCAAUGAUAAAAGACCCUGGCACGAUGCAAGACAGUACUGUCAGAACCUUGGUGGGGACUUGGCCUCCAUUGCAAGCGUGACGGAGGAAGAGUUUUUACAGAAGUUGAUGGUCCUUGAAAAACGAAGCUAUUUACUUAAGAGACUGAUCGUAGAUUUGGAUACACCUUCCUCAAUGUUAAGCCUUUUUAAUGGAGCCAGCCUAGUUACUCUAGAUGGCAAGCCUUCUUUGUCCCUGGAUGGAGUGGAUGACUAUGCUACCACACGUGGUUUUUCCACGCACAAAAGCUCAUUAACAUUGGCCGUGUGGAUUAAAACCCCAAACCCAGAGAGGACCAUGUAUAUCUUUAGUGAUUAUAAAGACGCCCUGAACGCUGCCUUCAGGCUUUACAUCGAAGGGAAGAAGUUUGUUAGUGAAAUCUACACUGCGAAAAAGAACGUGCUACGUUAUGUUAGCGUGGGUUCCAUUCCUGCUAAUACCUGGCUACACAUCGCGUUCACAUGGAAUCGCUACUCACGAAUUGGGAUGUUCUACUUCAAUGGGACGCUUGAAUCAAAAUCGCAACAAACGGCGCCUGAUUCCACACAAAAAAUUUUUGUUACUGGGAAUCCCACAUUUUUCAUUGGUCAAGACAGUGCUGGGCAAAACCGUUUUACGGGAUGGAUUAGAUCUCUUGUUGUGAUUUCUUUUGAUCUUACUGGAGAUGAAAUUUAUGAAGUUCGAGAUGGAAUUUUUCUCGAUGGGGCCUGGAUCGGAAUGAAUGAUCUAACGAAGGAAAGAACAUUGCAGUGGACAGAUGGAACACCGCUGACCUAUAAGAAUCCCGUUCUUUACCUAAAUCUCAAGGGGAGAGACUGUGCUGUGAUGAAGAAAAGUAUAUGGAGAAUGGAACACUGUAACGGAAAUGCGUUUUUCAUCUGUGAGAAAAAGUAACGCGUUCCGAAGAUAAAGAAAGAGCUCCAAAAUUAUAUAUGGAAUAUUUCCGGGACCAACUGCUCACAAGUACUGCUAGGAUUAAAAAAAAAAUCCUUGUCGUUUUUGUAGAAAUAAUAUAAAAUGUGGGUUUUAUAAUUUUAAAAACGUAGCGUCCACACCUAUAUAUAUGUUUGCCUUAUACUUUGAAUUUUACACAAUACUAUUUCGCACACUAUACAGAUCAGUCUUUGCCUUGGACCGGUAAUGUUUUCCCAUUUCACACUAUGCGUCAUUAAAUUGCGAAUAAGAUCUUUUGUUUGAAUAAAUAAAAUGCCUCUUUCACACUA